AUGCCUACGUUCAAAGAACUCAAGGCCCAAGGUCUUUCUGACCACUAUCCCCUCAUCACGCGCAACGAUCAAGAAGAACUUGUUGCAACAUAUCAGAGAAUAAACUGGUCGGGCGACUUCUUAGACGCGACCAUCGAGUACAGAGAACUUCCUGCACCUACCUUCCUCACCCUUGCAACCUCAGGAAAUACAACUCUCGGCGAUAUGUCUUCUUUCUCUCAAUACCAUACCGACAAGCAGGAUCUUGUCGCCGCCUUUCCGCCUGCCCCUGAAAAGGACGAGCAUGUCAGAGACACCAGCGAUCAUGUACUUGAGAAGAGGUUUGGCAGGCUUGUCCCCAUCAAGAGACCCCUGAACGAUGAAGAGCACCUCUGGAGAGACCACGACUACCUUACAAGGUACACAAGAUGGAAGUGCUGGGCUUCGAGAAUGCCUGUUGAAUGGUGCUUACUGGAGCCUGCCGAGUAUGCUGCCUACGACUCACUGAAUCCAAUCAUCACGUCUCUCCCUGUCGCAACAACGACAGUUCAGGAGACACAUAUGGGUAUCUUCUUCCUCCUCCUGUUGUCGAUUGGUGUGCUUGUCGGCAACCUGGCCGGUCCGCGCACAGCAAUGGCAUGCUUCAUUGCCUUCUAUGUCCUGCUGGUCCCAUCGUUACGACUCCAACAAAACCUGGUCAAAGAGAUAUCUUUAUCUGUCUGGGCGGCUGUGUCAACCCCAGCGACGACGCUUGGUGUCAUGGUCUGUUGGAUCACGGGCACAACAGGCCUCGCUGUGGCUACCCUAGUCACUAUCCUCGCGACCAGAAUCCUCGACCCCCUCGUCAAUCUCAAUGGACAGUUCCGCAAUGGAGACUCUACAUUCUGGCACGCAAUAUACAGCGUCCAGCUUGCCGCCACAGAGAUGAGAGAUGGUCUUCUCAGCGAGGUCACGUCAGCCUACGAGGCCCGCUUCACCCUCAUAUUCGGUUCAGUACUGUGCUCGGGCUCGAUCUACCUCAUGCUCGAAGAGCCCUCAACUGCCUGGCUCUGCACCUGCAUAGCCCUCUGCCUCGUCAUGGUUGUUUGCAUUCUGGCAGCAUUCAUGGCCCCUGAAGAUCGUACCCCGGCCAUUGACGGCAAUCCUAUUCUCACCUCUGUCGCCGCCACUAUCAAACCCCCAGUCGCAACUCCUAGCCCUUAUCCAGCAACCACCAUUUAUGGACGCAGCGGGGUCGUCUUCGCAAGACCCUUGGCCACUCCGCCCUCGUUCAGCAAGUCUACUCUUUCAGAGGGUACUCGCCCUAGAGAGUUAGUCUACGAUUUUGGUACUCCGACCCGAGGUCCCUUGGGCAAGGACUUUGGUGCUCGCCGUACCCCACCAGACUUGAAUAUCUUUGGAGCAAUGUGCUUGCCCAUUGAGAGCUCAACCUUUCUGGUCAAAAGCGAGACUCUCAGUGGGCAAGUGCAUGUCUCCGAAGUAGUUCAUGCAUUUUUAUGGCUGGAUAGUAACACGAAGAUUGUAAGGAGACUCACUGAAGCUUGGAGAGGAAGUCUGCUAGACGCAUACCUUUCGUUGCACUCUCCACAGGCGUCGCCUUCCAUGUUUGCCUAUAAAGAUGCAAGGACAUUUUUGGAUCCCGUACUGCGACCAUCGAGAUUGCAGCUUGCUUUGAAUAGCAGCCUGUUGGAACAGCUUCAGGCACAGUUUCCGACCAACACACCGUCCGAUCCCUCCUCACCAAUAUCAAAGGGCAUUGCUGCACUAGAACGUCGAGCCUCAAACCGGUCGGCGGCGAGUCACAAGAAUAUGCCUGGCUCGCCUUUUGAGCGAAGUCGGACAGCAUCGCCUAUGCCAGCUCGCUUGAAUCUUACCAUAGAUACAACAUCUGGCAUCAGAAGCACGGCAUCAUCUCCUGGUCCGAUGACUGGCAGUCGUCGAAUACCUCCUCCACUGUUAAAGACUAGGAUGAGGCCUCCGAGCGAGUUGUUCUUGCCUACGCCUGGAACAUCAAGGAGCACGGGGUUCAGAUUCUCGACCAUCAUUGCCGAGGAAAGCGGGGCGGACAUCGUUGCUUCCCUUAUCGUCAGGACAGAACCUUCGACACCGGCCACGAUAGCCUCAAUUCCUUUCUUUUCGUCACCCCCACUGUCACCCGCUUCUGCCUCUAUAGCUGAUGCCAUCAGUCGUGUUGACGUUGGUGCAUCAGUGCAGAAUGCAAUUGAUAAUCUGAGCAAGCCUGAAGCCAACCGUUUCAUCUUCCCUCCCUUACGCUCGUCGACAGCACCGCCUGCGAGUAUACGUCGGCAACCCAGCUUCAUCUCCAUCAAGUCCACGAGAUCACUACCCUUGCGAGCAUUCAGUACCCGUCUUGGUCGAUUGAGCCGUGCUGGAGGCAGCAGUUCUCGUGGUGCUGGAGUGACCCCCCGUCUUUCACGCUCACCAAAACGAGGCUUACAAUUCUCUGGCAUUGACAAGGACCUUGCAAGCGAUAGGAGAGUAAGCAUGAUGAUAGCGAAGCAUAAGUCCAAUUUGGAAAGUGUUCUGGCGUCUCCAAUCGAGGAGCAGGCACCCACUCGGCCGGUAUUGAAGAAGGCCGCAACGAGUGUGAUGCCCUGGCGUAGAAAACGCAAGGGGGAAACGAUGAGUAUGCUGCUCGAUUCCGGCUUCUUCCCUGUUCAAGAGUUCAUCUACGAGAAGAACGACUCAUCGCCAUCAACUACUAGCCCGAGUAAGCGUAAGCAGCUCGCUUUGAGCAUUCUUGUAAAGGACUUACCGACUGAACGUCCUUCGUCAAUCCUCAUGACCCCGACCAACUUUUACCAACAAGGAUCAUUGGGCUUGAGGAGGUCAACUCGCAGCAACCAGCGUCGAUCAAUGGGUCCGCGUCGUAGGAUUCUCAACGCAGCCUCAGUCUCAAGCUCACAGAUUUCACCUCCCAUGAUCACGCACACGAGUGUGAUGGCCCCUCCUCUUUCUCCUUCAAGCCCCACGAGCCCAACGUCGCCUUUGACACCAACAAAAGCUCUUGCAGCACUCACCGGCAGCAUGCUUUUGCCUCCCUCACCCGGUUCUGACGGCAGUCCCAAAUCCGGCCAACCUUCACCCGGCAUCUUGGAAGUAAUACCCGAAGACAGCGGCGCCGUCGCUCACAGGGUCCCAUCGUCCGCAUCGACUAUAUCUCCAAGAUCAUCUCCCGAAGCUCCAGCUCUUCCAGAGGCCAUUGCCAGCGAGAUUCACUUGAGCUCAGGUACCGUGCUCAUGGUGAAGACACCGGAAACCACUGCAUACAGACGUUCAAUCUACAUCCAAGGCCCCAUCAAACUGCCCACACCAGCCGUAGUACCUCGCAAAGGCAGUAUCGCAACACUCGAUCCAUUCCAAGAUAGUCUCGCCAAUGCGCCAAUCCCUCGACGCAAGAGCGAAGACAUGGCAGCCGACGACAUUUGCGAUUGGUACGACACCUGGGGUUUCGAUUCAGUCUCAUUCGCGCUCGAUGAGUUCACGUUGGACGAGACAGAUUUGACAAAAGACUGGGCCCUGUCGCCGUUAGAAGAAGAGCCCGAAAGUCCCGUCGAUCGCACAGUCAGAUUCCCAUCUCCCGCCCCUCCAUUGGCGAAAGAAGUCGCGGCUGCAAUGAUGGGCAACGGCGUCAUGCGUCCGGAAAGCCAAGCCAUCAAACCCAGACCACUUCGAAUGAGCAUGCCCAUGGUACCAUUGCCUGAACUCCCCAAGUCACCUUCAUUCAUCGCACGCGACAAAGGGCACAGCAGAAACAGCAGUGGCGAAACCAGCUACAGGAGUGCUUCCAGCGAUCCAAUCACCCGUACCGAUAGCAGAGGUAGUGGGAUGAGCAAUAUCUCGUCGGUUGAGGAGAAGAGCUGGUUCGAUACGGAUAAGAGCAAGAGAAGAGGUAGCGGCUCGGCAGAACCGGUCAAGCCGAAGCCCAAAAUGAGCAGGAUGCGCAGAUUCGUACAAACUGCUUCGGCGAUCUUGUAGAAUGCGAAUGCAAAGCGUGGGAAGU
Messenger RNA from Aureobasidium pullulans EXF-150, 4003 nucleotides. RefSeq lists its product as uncharacterized. Gene Ontology annotation, biological process: translation. The transcript is spliced from 4 exons. Gene Ontology annotation, molecular function: structural constituent of ribosome; RNA binding. Lineage: Eukaryota; Fungi; Ascomycota; Dothideomycetes; Dothideales; Saccotheciaceae. Gene Ontology annotation, cellular component: ribosome. Bases 1 to 3978 code for a protein of 1325 amino acids. The record is from RefSeq and is a predicted model, not a curated record.